UUUUCAUCCCCAGUCUUGCACCCCUCCCCUCUUAUUAUGAGAUUAUUACGUACUGUUUGCAAGACAAGUGUCAGAUUUUUAUCAACGCGAGCACGGCCUUUAAGAGUUCUUGGUAUUGAAACUUCCUGCGAUGACACGUCGGCAGCCAUCGUCACCUCCGAUCGCCAAAUAUUAGCAGAAGUGGUUCGUGGACAGCAAGAGAUGCAUGAACCCAUGGGUGGCAUCGUACCUACUUUAGCCAGCAAAGGUCAUUCACGCAACUUGCCCGGUGUCAUUUGUGAGACAUUGGAACUUGCUGGUUUAACUAUUGGAGACUUGGACGCCAUUGCUGUGACAAGAGGUCCUGGUUUGCCACCCUGUCUUCCUGUAGGUCUGAAUGCCGCAAAGACACUAGCUGCCGUAUCCAAAAAGCCAUUGAUUGGCGUACAUCAUAUGGAGGCACAUGCAUUGACAGCUAGGUUAACUACGGACAAUGAUCUAAACCAACCUUCACCUGCUUUUCCAUUUAUGACCUUACUUAUAUCCGGUGGCCACACACUCCUGUUAACAGCAAACAAAAUCGGUGACUAUGAUCAAUUAGGAACAACAUUGGAUAAUGCGGUGGGAGAAGCCAUUGAUAAAACCGCACGCUUAUUAAGGCUGGAUUGGUUAAAGGGAAGAAGAGGAGGACCAGGUGCAGCACUCGAAAGAGCUGCAUUAAAGGGGGACCCUGAGCGAUUCAUGUCUCGUCUACCCAAGCCAAUGCUCGAACGAAAUAAAUAUGUCAUCGCGUUUAGUUUUUCGGGCCUAAAAAGUGCAGUUGCUAGGCUAAUUGAGGUAGAGAAAUUGGUGGAUUUGGACAAUCCCCAGGAUGUAUCUGAUAUCGCCGCAGCCUUUCAAUUGAUUUGUAUUCAGCAUAUUGAGCAAAAGUUAUCGAUUGCGUUAAAACAAGAGUUGAUCGAAAAUAAGAAACCUUUGACUGCAUUAGUUGUCAGCGGCGGUGUGGCAAGUAACACAUUAUUCCGAACAAGACUGGGAGCACUGGCAGGGUCUUACAACUUGCCUUUGAUAUGCCCUCCUCCGCAAUUAUGCACUGAUAAUGGAGUCAUGAUCGCAUGGGCAGGGCUCGAGAGAUUUCAAGCAGGCCUCAUUGACGAUUAUACCAUUACCACCUUACCAAAGUGGCCGAUUGACUCAUUAAAGUUUAGAAUUGAUUGAAUUUCCGUUACACGGGCAUUUCGUUUUCAAGGCCGAUUAUGAAUUGCAGUUUUUUAAUAUACG
Messenger RNA from Mucor mucedo, 1260 nucleotides. Its product is annotated as Gcp-like domain-containing protein. The record is from RefSeq and is a predicted model, not a curated record. Bases 37 to 1197 code for a protein of 386 amino acids. Lineage: Eukaryota; Fungi; Mucoromycota; Mucoromycetes; Mucorales; Mucoraceae. Gene Ontology annotation, biological process: mitochondrial tRNA threonylcarbamoyladenosine modification. Gene Ontology annotation, cellular component: mitochondrion. The transcript has 3 exons.